AUGACCGACUGUUUCUCAAGAUAUUUGUGCGGUCUUCGUCUACAUGCCUUUCCUCUCACUGAUACCAAUGGCCCGGUUGCAACUCUCAUGACCUUGGACACGGUCUAUGUCGCUCUCUUGAUCCACGUUAUCUUUUACUAUACGGUGACAAAUUUCGGAGAUUUCCUCGCUCUUCUCAGCAGCACCUCGACUCUGAUGAUUCAAGUCUUCAUAGGGCACCUUUCGACGUGCAUGGUGCAACAGUUCUUUGCGUAUCGUGUUUAUCGAUCCUCGUCCGUAGUAUUCACGGUGAAAGGCCUCCAGUUCAAAUAUUUCUCCAAGACGGGGGAGAACCUGCCGUGGUCGGUUAGUGCGCUCUCAAUCGACUUCGCCUGUGAUGUUGUUAUCACUAUCGCGAUGGUGUACUAUCUCAAUCGAAGUCGUACACAAUUUGCAAAGACAAACAGAGCGAUUAAUAUGCUUAUCACGUACUCGCUGAACACCGGUUAG
Molecule: messenger RNA, 489 nt
Organism: Punctularia strigosozonata HHB-11173 SS5
Lineage: Eukaryota; Fungi; Basidiomycota; Agaricomycetes; Corticiales; Punctulariaceae
Exons: 11
Coding region: 1-489 (162 amino acids)
Source: RefSeq, a predicted model, not a curated record